ACUAAAGGACAGUUCGACAGCAAUGUAGCAAUCAUUGAAUAGUUUAGUCAUACUAUGCAACGGAUCGUUAGCACAGUAUAGACGAGAGCGGUGGUCAAUGGCUAAAAUGUGUCGGGGUCUUAAACUCUGUUCCGUACAAAUUUUACGAGGACAACAACAACAAGGAGCAUCGAUGAGUCCAGUCAACAAUUUAAACACCAAUAACCCCUGGGCCACUUUCCAACGAUUCUCCAUAGUAUCAAGCCCUAACAGUAAACAGCGCGACCUGUACGAUGGAUGCUCAGAUCGAUGUCUCCAUGGCAGCCUACUAAUGGCAACUCUAGUACAUUUUUUUUAAAUAAUUUUUCUAUCCUAUCUAUUUUAGUAAUGUGAAUCGGGGUCCAAGCAACAGACGCAUACUCAAUGAUCGGACGGACAAAACAACAAUACAACGCUUUUAGACAUAUAAGGAUCAUGAAACAUACGGCUAGAUCUAAGUAUAAAGCCUAAGAUCCUAUUUGCUUUGCUUUGGUUGCUUUGGUAAUAAUAGCGUCAAAAUGUUGAUCUAGGCUUAGAUUAGAGUCCAAUAGAAUAUCUUAAUCUUAUCAGAAUGAGGAAGUGUGACGACUAUAAGUUUGUAAUUGUAUUUUAAAGAGUGCUUACUGCGAGAGAAGGAUAUAACAGUACUGCUGUUGGCAGAUAACAUAUUCGCAAAACACCAAGAUUGGAACAGGGAGACAGAGUACUGCAGUUUUUAAACAGUCACUACUAUUUCUGAUCGCAGAGUACAUUUUUAAAUCGUCAGCAUAUAAUAACGUUGAACCUUUCCCGGUACUGCCAAAGCUACGUAGUUGAACAAGAUAUUAAACAGUCACGGACCUAGUACGCUUCCUUGAGGGACAUCUGCAACAUUGGAAUAAUCUUGCAAGAUGCUAUCUCCUAUCUUGACGAUCAAGGUACGAUGGCAGAGAAAAGAGAUGAUCCAUUGGACUAAAUCCAAGUCAAGUUGAGUAGCUGCCGUGCAAAGAUGAUUAACUCUAGUAGCUGCUGUGACAAAGAUGAUCUAUCGCCUUUUUUGAAAACAGGAAAACCCCAAGCUUUCCUCUUUCAUAGUGCAGGAAAAUACCCCGAACAAAGUGACUUGUUGUACAAAGAAGUUAGAGUUUGAGCCAGGGAUCUUGAUGCACUUAGCUACAAUAAUUACCGGGUAUGCUGUCCGGACAACACGCCGUAGACAGCUUCAGUCCCGAGGCAGCUAGAAGAACAUCUUCAAGUAGGACGGCAGAGAAUCGACGACGCAGUCUGCCGAAAUUGCGCGUAUUUUAAUUUUUCCCGCUAAACUGCUGACCAGUGACCGGUCGGUGACACUGCCGCUGCGACACUGUCUACUAUGUGCUGCCCAGAUUGGUCGUCAACACGGAACGCACCCCGGGGAAGCUGUCGCUGUUCCGCGUCUGCCGGAAGUAAUCAGUUUUUGGGGCGUAAGUAUAGUUGAGCAGGGCCACGAUCAACGUCUUGCGCUGAAUUGAGCGUGUCGCAACGCGUAAAGCGCGGCAACGGCCACGCAUUGACCAUUCGCUGCGCAUUCGUGUUUUGCGUGUCCACCAAAGGUGUGUGUUUGGGGAUCGGAUUUUUCCGUUUCUCGCAAGCAGCAGCCGGUGUCUUUCUUCCACUCUCACACACACACACACACACACACACACACACUCGUCGUGUUUGGGAUGAAUGGGUGGAAUGAGGAAGCGAAAAUAAAUACUGCUCGAUCAUGUUCUUCCGGCGCGCGGCCGCAAAAGAAGAACCGAAGUGCGCUCAUGCGUGCCGUGGUCUUGAAAAAUGCGGCUUUGCGGCAGUACACAGCGGUGACAACUCAGCGCGGGCCGGAGAUCCAUGAAUGUUACUCCCUAGCCUCCCCCUCUUUUUUUGGAGUCGUUUUGGAGUAGAACAGUGAUGUCAAACUCGCUUUGUGCCGCGCUCCAGAAUGUAGUAAUAAUAAGCUUGCGCUGAUUUCAUAUUCCAGUUUUGAAUCUUUAUUAAAAUCUAACCUUUUAUUACGAAAAACUUAAAAAAAAUAGGCAGAAAGGAUGAGUAGGUUGUGGAGGUUUCUUUUAGUGUCAUAAAGAUUUUAAUCAAGUAUUGACUUAAAGGGCAUAUGAAUGAUUUUCCACUAUUUUGGAAGCAUUUUCAAUUAAUAAAAAAAUUAGUGGUUGUUAAUUUGUCCUUAGUCAUUGCUUUCCAUCGGUGAAAAUAAAGACAAAUCCUUGGACCUAGAAUCAUACCUACAUAUGUUGAUAGGCUUCAACGAAUCGAUUCAUGACAAAUAAUAUCUCAUACAUCGUUGAUUAUGUUAAAAUAAGGAACAGGGAAAUAACAACUUUUCUACUUCAACUUCAUGCAAUGGGAAUUAGACUCUAUAGCACCCUUGUUGCACAAAACCAAUAGAAAUUUCCAAGGAGCUUGUCCAAAAAGGGUGCCAUAGAGUCCAAUUUCCAACGUUAUGAAGUUCACUUCUAAUAGGAAAGAGCCAAGGAAGUGUCCCGCAACUAUGAAAACCACUGGAAAACCCUGUAUAGCUUCAGUGGUAGUCGUCCUAAAUCGAAAAUUUUAUAACUAUUAUACAUUCCUCCACAUAAAAACACACAUAAAAACAUAAAACUUUAAGCCUUCAUGAACAGUUUUUUAAACCCCUUGGUUGAGCGAGAGUGAGCCAUUAUGUAGUUUUCCAAACUGUCCAAAAUGGGUGAAAAUAUGAAGAGUCUAUCUUUAGCCUCCCGCCACUUACACUAAAAAACACACGCUACAUGUCCUCUUUGCGGUUGCCUUACCAAAGAAGCCACUAUGAGUGAAUUACUUGAACUAAUAAGACUCAAUGUCCAAAGCGAAACAACAUUAGCACAACCAUUUUUUAUGAUCUACAAUCUAUUCCUGCUUCAUGCCGAAAUAACUGCCGAACUUCUUCGUGGGCCGAAUUAAAAGCCUUCGCGGGCCGUAUGUUUGACAUGUCUGGAGUAGAAUCUCGAACACAGAACGGGACACGAAAGUUGAACUUUGCGAUUUUUGGAGCCGGGCUGCCGGGCGUUAGCAUAAAGGGGGAAGACGCUUUUUGUCGCCGAACGAAAGAGUGGGGUGGUGGAACGAAUAGUCAAUGGAUGGCGUUGCGAAGAUUGCCACUUCCCUGGCCCUGGCCCUGGUGAACCAGCAGCGGGACGCCCGGGGGCCGAAGGUUCUAUUUAAGCCUACCAGCCGACGCUCGCCACGGUCAGUGUGCUCCCGAGUGUCUUCCCGCGUGGUGUGGUGUGCAGUUGUUCGUGAACCAAAAAAAGAAAAAAAGAAUGUUGCUCAACAAUCGGUGCAAGUGUCCGUGCUCGGUGGCCCUGCUGGUCUUGGGUUUGGUGUGCAGGCUGGCAAUCGCACACGCCUACCCGUACGCGGACGAUUUCCCGUACCAGGUGCACGGUCGACCCGUCGCCACCGUGUCGGGCGGCUCUAGUUCGGCCGGCGUGAAGAAGCUCGUCGCCGGCAGCUCGCAGGAUGCGCGCGGCGAAGGUGGCAGCGAUGCGCGCGACCACCGGAAGGAGCACGCGUUCGACGAGGCGGGCAGCAUCGGGUCGGCCUCGGACGCGGUCCGCUACCAUCAACUCGACAAUCAACUGGACGGGCACCGGGUGGUGGACGCUAGUAAGGGCAGCACGGUCGACAAGGUGAAGCAUCUGGCGGGCGAAAACUUCGAGGCGGACAAGUCACACAACCGAAAGCACAUCAAGUCCGGCUUCAGCAACUCGUACCACAAGGACGAGAGCGGCAGCAAGAGCUCGUACUACGAGGACUCGGACGACCACGGCGGCAAGCAGGUGUACGACAACCGGCACAACCUGCGCAACGACUACGCGGACAAGCUGUACAGCCAGGACCGGCGCAACGACUACCUGCGCGACCAUUACGAUGAUCGGGCGUCGGGCAGCGAGCUGCUCGGUGGGCACCACUACCGGCGGGUUGGGGCGCUCGACCGUGGCAACGCAUACGGACAUCGAGACGGCUAUGCUCACAACGACCACAGCGAUCAGCACUACGGCACGCAGUCGUACGAUGGGUACGAUCACUAUCAGCCGGCCGCCAACUAUCACUACGACGAUCUGUACCGGCGCCGCUCGUACUACGAUCCACGGCCCGCCUUCGCGACCGCUCCCCUAGCACCCGCCCCCAUUACGAUCUACGAGGAUCCCCGCGACUACGCCCCGUACCCGGCGGCGCUGGCCUCGUCCUAUCCAGCGCGCGAAAUCAGGGACGGCUCGGCCGUGCUGAGCCGGGACGAGAGCAGCUACCACCAUCACCAUCACCGCCUGCACCAGGACCCGGCCGCGGCCGGUGGUGGUUCGUUCGGGCAGCGGCGCCGACUCAUCUACCGGCCGAGUCCGGUGGCCGCCGCCGCACCGUUGCUGAACGGCGGUUACGGCCGCUACUGAAUAACUUCGCCCAGUGGGCAAUCCCAUUUUUUUAGGUUUAGGCAAGCGUCGAGCGACUUUGUGAGAAUGGGAAAAUAAGAUUUCCAACCAUUUCCAACGUGUGUCGCGACGGUAAAGUAUUGAUUUUAGCUGUGUAAUAUUUCGCCUGUAGGACGAAUUCGAUUCGAUUACCAGGACGCUGGCCAUAGUUGGCGUUCUGACACGAAAUAAAACAAUAAAAAGAAGCUUUGACGAUAUAUCGCUGAAGCUUCAAUGAAACUAUC
This is a messenger RNA of Anopheles arabiensis, 4702 nucleotides long. RefSeq lists its product as uncharacterized. NCBI's taxonomy places the organism in Eukaryota, Metazoa, Arthropoda, Insecta, Diptera, Culicidae. The coding region runs from base 3309 to 4439 and encodes 376 amino acids. The transcript is spliced from 3 exons. The record is from RefSeq and is a predicted model, not a curated record.